AUGUAUCGCUAUUCACCUACUAAUAAUAACAAUCUUAUGAAAGCGGCUUCAUCAUUACUAAUGGGAAAUUCUAAUAAUCAUUCUCAUGAAACAGCAUUUGAUCCACUUAAUUAUGAAUUUGAUGCUGAAACAAUGGUUGAACCAUUUACUUAUUUUCAUAAUGGUCCGACUGAAUCUCGUCGAAAAACACAUGAAUUUAAUUCACCAACAUUAUCUCAUUUUUCAUGGUUAUCAACACAUACAAGUAGUCUUAUAUCAUCACCUGAUGAAAGUCCACAAAGUUAUUUUUCACCAGUAAUGAAUGAACAAUACAAUGGUGUAAUUCAAUUAAAAAGUCAACAAAAUAUGCCUCAACAACAACAACAAUCAUCAUAUCCAAAAACAAUUUGUAGACAUUGUAAAAGUCAUAAUAUGCCUGAAUGUCUUUAUACAUCUCAUACAAUGUAUGAUGAAAGUGGAGCAAUAUUUUGUCCAGUAUUAAAAAAAUGCCAUUGUGCUACUUGUAUGCGUGUUACAAAUCCAAAUAUAAUACGUGAUGAUGAUUCUGAUGAUGAUAAUAGCAUACGUUCACCUGCUAUUUCAAAUGAAUUUAAUCAUUUAUAUGGUAUUUAUUCACAACAAAACUCUUAUCGUAUGAAUAGCAACAACAAUUUCUGAUGAAUUUUCAAGUUAUAUGUAUAUAUAAUUCAAAAAAAACUCUGUGUUUGUUGCUAACUUUCGUUUUUCUUGCAUUAAAAUAUGUGUGUGUGUGUGUGUGUUUUCAACUCACUUUGCGCAUUCGUUUGUAAUACUAAUGUACAGGCAGUAUGAUGCAUGUGAGCUUUAGUUUGCUUGUUUAUUUGUUUGUUCAUUUUCUUCUUCUUUUCUUUUUAGUAAAAAAUACUAUAUGAAAUUAGAAAUGCUUGAUUUUCUA
This is a messenger RNA of Adineta steineri, 913 nucleotides long. NCBI's taxonomy places the organism in Eukaryota, Metazoa, Rotifera, Eurotatoria, Adinetida, Adinetidae. The record is from the annotation of a GenBank genome assembly.